GACAGAGGCUAUGUCGCAGAGUGGUGGAUGCGAGAGCAACAAGUGCCCGAGCAACGAACGUUGAACGGGAAUGGUUCCAUGUCUCCCAAUGCCUGGAAAGCAGGAGUGGGCUCCAGGUUCACUUCGUACUGGCCCAGUGUCAUUAUUCAGGAUGACACAAGCCAGUUACAAGAAAUAUACUAUAACGGCAGUUGGUCACAGAACAACUUGGGCCUUGCUUGCCAGAAUCAUUCAGCGUUUGCGGAAAUUCCUGUUUCUAUAAAGGGAGGAUUGAUAGGAGCUGAGAACUUCAUUUACCAGCGAGAUGAUCAGAAGCUGUUCAUUGAGGGGAGGAAGGAUUCCACUGCCAGCGUGAGCACAGUAACUAUACCCGCCAUCACUCUGCCGGCUGAAGCAGCCAUUGGAGCGUUUUCUAUCCCACGCUCUACGGCGAGCAAUAGCGCCAUGAAUAACUAUAUCUUAUGGCAAAACGCCACGGGCGCUAUCCAGAUGACUUGGGAGGAUGACAACACCGGAUGGCGAACCUCGUCGACUCCAGCGUCACUUGGCAUCCCUGACAAAGGCACAGGGAUAAGUUGCCUCACACCAACCCUCUGGGCCGUAGGCUCUUUGCAGCCAGGGUACAGCAUGGCCCGCUGCUACUACUUGGUCGAGGGACGAAUAAGAGAGAUACAAUACGAUGGCUCAAACUGGUCUGUGGUUGGAAACGUGAUAUGAGUUGACACUUUGGGGGUUUUUGGGAGACUUUGUGCAAAGUGUUGGAUAAUACGACAAUUUUGGGGGUAACUACCUUGUGUACAUUAAUUAGGCUUCAGCGGGACAAUUUUGAAGAUCUCGGAUCUUGGCAGCGCACUAAUACCAUUUAAUCAGAAUUAAAUAUUUUUUGAAUGAA
This is a messenger RNA of Trichoderma atroviride IMI 206040, 892 nucleotides long. RefSeq lists its product as uncharacterized. The record is from RefSeq and is a predicted model, not a curated record. Lineage: Eukaryota; Fungi; Ascomycota; Sordariomycetes; Hypocreales; Hypocreaceae.